UGAAGACCGAAAUUUUCUCUCCGUUGUCCCCGGUACAAGUUUACAACAUGCUCUGUUUUUUUUUUUCAACCAUAGCUUCAUGGGGACAUUCAGUACUGUACAACUCGGAAGCAGGCUGAGCGGCGCUGCGUAGUACAGUUCUCAAUACGGUACCAUGGAUGGAUCCGACAAUUGAGUUAAAUACAUCUCCCGGCGCUGACACUAGCAAUACUUCCCGUGAGCGACAUAUCUUGUAAACUUCCAUCAUGUUCAACUCUCUCUCGCCUUCGUCACGGAACGUACGGCGUCAUGUUGACCAUGAUACGACUCAAGAGCAUGAAUUUGAGCAACUGAUUCUGUCUUCUCCCGGCGACGGCAAAAACUCAGACAACCUGCCUUUCCAUCGUUUUCAAAGCCAAUCUUCCCAUUGGCAGCACACGCGCAGAAUAUGCUGGACGUUACGACGUGUGUUACCUCUCCGGCGAGUGCUCCUCCUUCUCGGGGCUUCCUUUGUUAUAUUCGUGCUCGUCGUCCUCCGAGGCGGAAUCCCACCCACCUUCACGGACGUUCGAACCUACGAAAGUCGCCUUCCGCAGCAUAACGUCACCGAAGCUUUAUUCGAUACCGAUUUGAAACCCCCAGGGAGAAGGAAGUAUUUGCGACUAGAAGGCGGUGCAUGGGGGGUGGGGUUGAAUAAUGUGUUACAGCAAGUGCUUCACAUGUCAUAUCUUGCUCACAAGUCGGGCCGUGUGUACGUGUUCGAAGACUACACUUGGUCCCAUAAACCCUUCCGCUAUACUCUCUACGACUACGCGUUAAGACCGACAACAGUUCCCUUAAAUGCCAUCAUUUCUGGAGCCUCUUCGGGAGGAGUUAUAUCCUCGGACGGCGGAACUAAUUCUUUUCGUUCUGUAUCGCUCGAGUUCUUUGAUUCUGUGUGUCCCGAAAAAGACCGUGUCGUUCUCGACUCUGCGGAAGCACCGUUGGAAGACCAGGUCUCGGACGGUGUACAGAUUGUCGAUUGGUGGUUGGAGAGGCUACGUCGCGUAGAGGAUGAGCCAUGUGUAGUCAUUCACUCGACACAAAAGAAUCAGGUUUUCGAUUGGAUAUACUUUGGAACUAAACUCCCACUAUCGGUAUUACCUGCCCUAACAUCCUCACCCAUGCUAACUCAAUUCGCGUGGUCACCCAUCGUGUUGUCGGCGGUGGCGAGAAACUUCGCUGUCCUCCAGCCUUCGGACCCGCGAACGUUGUUAGAUACAGGGUCAUCAGCAAUUCUCGAAGGCCUUGUUGCUGUCCAUCUGAGGCGAGGGGAUUUCCAGGGACACUGCCGGUUCCUACAUAAACACCGUGCGCAGUUCAUCGGUAUAAACCGAUACCACGUCCUACCCGAUAGAUUCCACCCCUCCCCUCGACCGGACUCCGACGCGUCUCGCGAGAACUAUGUGCGGCAUUGUAUACCCGAGGUGGAACAUAUCGUGGAGAGGCUUCGGAAGGUUAGAGAGGAGAAUCCGUCGUUGAGAUUGCGACGCGUGUAUUUGCUUUCGAACGGCUCUAGGUGGUGGUUGACCAAGUUGGCGAAGAAGCUUGUGGAGGAUGGGUGGGGCGAUGUGAGUAGUACGAAUGAUAUUCGGCUGGACGAUGAGCAGGUUCAGGUUUCAGGGGCUGUGGAUAUGGCGAUUGCGGGAAAGGCGGAGGUGUUUGUUGGGAAUGGAUUCUCGACGUUGUCUGCUAAUAUUAUUAUGCUGCGCCUUGCGAAGGAACUCAAGCCGGAAAGCAAUCGGUUUUUGUAA
Molecule: messenger RNA, 1772 nt
Organism: Marasmius oreades (fairy-ring Marasmius)
Lineage: Eukaryota; Fungi; Basidiomycota; Agaricomycetes; Agaricales; Marasmiaceae
Exons: 5
Coding region: 246-1772 (508 amino acids)
Source: RefSeq, a predicted model, not a curated record